Molecule: messenger RNA, 463 nt
Organism: Nycticebus coucang (slow loris)
Lineage: Eukaryota; Metazoa; Chordata; Mammalia; Primates; Lorisidae
Product: cAMP-specific 3',5'-cyclic phosphodiesterase 4D-like
Exons: 3
Coding region: 175-450 (91 amino acids)
Source: RefSeq, a predicted model, not a curated record
CCACAAUCUCAUCUCUGCAGAGAGCCCUAAAUCAAAACAGAGGAUGAAAUUCUUCCAGUGAGCAGAAGAGUUGUGAGAAAGCAUUCCAGUUGGCCUUUGAGUGGAUAAUUGUUGCAGUACGAACACUGACGUUGGAAACAACUACUGCCCGUUUGAAUUACUUAAAACACCAGGAUGAAAAGAAAUACCUGUGAUCCCCUUUCUCGGAGCAAAAGUGCCUCCGAGGAAACACUACAUUCCAGUCAUGAAGAGGAAGACCCUCUCCGAGGAAUGGAACCCUAUCUUGUACGGAGACUUUCAUGUCGGAAUAUUCAGCUUCCCCCUCUUGCCUUCAGACAGUUGGAACAAGCUGACCUGAAAAGUGAUUCAGAUAACAUUCAAAGACCCACCAGCCUCCCCCUGAAGAUUUUGCCACUGAUUGCUAUCACUUCGGCAGACUCCAGUGGGUGAGUGUCCUUGAAUG